AUGCCGACGCUUGCUCCAAUAAACCGGAAUGCUUUUACAUUCCCGUACGCCAACAAGUGGUCUGUUUCAGGGAUGAAUUAUCAGAGAUGUCUCAGGCACUCUAUAAUUCAAUACUGCAACCUCAUCGACCACCUUGGAACAGAUGAUUUUGUCUGGAUGCCGUACGAGGGUCUCGACCACCAGCCCAACCCCGAUGAUGUUGUUGUUUGGACAUCAACGACACUCAUAAUUAGGUUCACUACGGUGGAGAUGCACCAAAUUGAUCGGGUGAAACUACAAUUUAGGAUGCAUCCAAGUCUUCAAUAUAUGACUUGGUUUAGGUCUGUCACGACAUCUCAGCCUUUCCUGUCCCAGCCAACCUAUUUGGCCGACCCAAGUGAACACGAUUCUUCGUCAAACACACAACAACAGCUCAAUGCUCAAAAUCGACCUUACGAAAACCCAUACAUGCCAACAAAUACCCCCUAUCAACAACAUCCUUACAUGCCACCCGCCCAAUCUCAGCCUCAACCACCGUACCAUUAUAGCCCUGAUACGUCGUUUGAGCCUACCCCCUCCACCUAUAGCCCACACAACUCAUUUGACCCUACCCUCUCCAACUCCAACUACCCCUCCACCUAUAGCCCAGACAACUCAUUUGACCCUACCCCCUCCAACACCCCACAACAACCAACACACCUAGACCAACCCAAUUCCAUGUACACAUUCGGACAACCAUACCGUCCAUACUCCACCCAACCUCCCAGGCAAUCCUUCGAAAACAUGGGCAUUAGGCUUGACUACGGCAGCGCCAUUGACAAUGGACCUCCCGGCUAUUGGAGUCAAAUGAUGCAAAAUCUAUCUGAUACGCUGGGGCCGUCCCAACAACAUCCUCCUCCACAACUCGACACACAACGGCCCGACACACCACAACAACCCGGUCGUAGAUAUCGUCGCAACGCACAUCCUCCACAGUGUGGCACCGAUGGUCGCUUGGAAGAGCCGACCAUUAUUUUAUUUUUUUUGUUGUAA
Lathyrus sativus (Indian pea) is the source of this 1011-nucleotide messenger RNA. Lineage: Eukaryota; Viridiplantae; Streptophyta; Magnoliopsida; Fabales; Fabaceae. The record is from the annotation of a GenBank genome assembly.